GACGCGCUCGUGGUGUGGCAGGGUCAUCUGCUAUUCAGGGUGCUAAAUUCUUCGCUAGCACACGUGCGAACCGCUGCCCGUGAAGCAGAAUGCCAAACUGUUAACAUAGUACCCAGUUUGCUAUAGCUGUGCUGAAGAUUAUCUGUGCACUCCAGAGGAAAAUGUUUACAAGAUAGACUUCACCAGGUUCAAAAUCCGGGACAUGGAGUCUGGCACAGUGCUGUUUGAAAUCACCAAACCACCAGCUUCAGAACGUGAACACAAUGACAAGAAGGACAUUGACCCCAAUGCCGGACGGUUUGUACGCUACCAGUUUACGCCAGCUUUUCUUAGACUUCGGCAAGUGGGAGCCACGGUGGAAUUCACAGUAGGGGACAAACCCAUUAAUAAUUUCCGCAUGAUCGAGAGGCAUUACUUCCGGGAUCAAUUGCUGAAGAGUUUUGAUUUUGAAUUCGGGUUCUGCAUCCCCAGCAGUAAAAAUACGUGUGAGCACAUCUACGAAUUCCCACAGCUCUCGGAGGAUCUCAUUCGAGAGAUGAUCCUUCAUCCAUAUGAGACACAGUCGGACAGUUUCUACUUUGUAGACAACAAGCUGGUGAUGCACAACAAGGCAGAUUACUCCUACAGUGGAGGACCUUGAGCACAGGAUGGACAGCCAGCCUGCGCUGGCCUUCCCUUUCCUGUAGAAGUUGUCAGGGAUAACAACACCUUCAGUUCAGUUGCCUGCAAUGUCAACUGAACGAGGAUCCACAAACCAAGGACUCUUUGCCACAGUAGGAGUUUCAUGACUAAAUUGGCCAGUCUCAUCUUUGCUGAGCUUUGAAGCAGACCCAGUUCUUAAGAACUUUAAACAGUUCUGCAAAGCUAAGCGAUCUUUGGAUACCACUGCCCUAAGUUCUUUAGGUGUCUGCUUUGGAAAUGGCCUUGUGGGACCUGGGGAAUUUUGGCCUAAUUCUGUGGAUUUGUGUUCUUGCCCUCAAGUCUCUUUUAGGACAUGAUGGCUUUCUCACAGAAUGUAAUCCGAGAAACUGUGUGAGUGGAUGAAUGCAGAUGCAGAGUUGUGUCUGUUUGUUUCUAUCUGUGGAUGCUUCAAAGGUACAGUCAGUUUAACUUUUUAUUCAGUUAAAAAGGUUCAGUGUAACACUUUACAAAGCAAAAGUUUCAUCCUUAGAUUGUUUCUCUAAAUAGCUAUCUCAUACUUUUUUCUUUUCUUUGUUCCUUUUAUGUAGUAUUCUGUUUAACCUUGGAAGCAACGGAACUUGCAAUGAAGAUGAGUAGCUCAGUGACAAGCCUGUUUAGAGUCAGGGCCUCUCCUUUUACAGUUCAGAAGGAGCGAAAUAGCAUUGAGGGUCUACAAACCAUCAUAAGCAUUCCCAAUUUAUUUAAGUUUUUGCAAAUACAAUGCAGAAUAAUCAGGAAAAAUGAAGGGUUUUAGGUUAGGCUGACAUUAUUAUGUAGUUAACAUUCAGCCUCUUCAUGGUAUGGGUUUUCCAUCUCUGUCUGUCUGUUUUUUUCUUUCUCUGUUCAAUACUAGGACAAGGGCUUCAGCAUUACUUGUUAGAGCAGCAUUUUCUUUUGUGUAAGGCAAUCAGUAUGUGGAAUUUCCAGUUUUGCUUUUGUCACAGAGUCACAGAAUCAGUAAGGUUGGAAGGGACCUCUGGAGAUCAUCUAGUCCAACCUCCCGAAGGUUUCCUGAUGCUGGUUCCACUGGGGCUUGAACCGAGGACCUUCAGCAUGUAAAGCAUACAUGAUAACCACUACACUAUCCUUUGUAUCUGAAUUUGAAGAAUGUUUUGAUAGUUUUUUCCCCUUUGUUAAAAAGUGUUUUGCAUUUGAUAUUAAUACUCCUGAAACAGUGAGUCUGAUAAUGUAAGACUUUGUUUAAGGCACAACACAGGUUUAUCAAAAGCUCUCUCUUGUCUCUGUAAGAAGUUUAAGAAUCAUUUUGCAUAAGUUUCUCAGAAUGUGCUCCUUCUUAGAAGGACAGACAUACAAAGUAGCAACAUAAAAACAAUAAAUUAUACAGGCAAAACAAAAUAAAACAAAAAAUGGAGAAACUUGUGUGCAGUAAAAACCUUCAUCUUUUA
This is a messenger RNA of Rhea pennata, 2087 nucleotides long. RefSeq names its product unc-119 lipid binding chaperone (gene UNC119). The record is from RefSeq and is a predicted model, not a curated record. Gene Ontology annotation, molecular function: lipid binding. Bases 203 to 640 code for a protein of 145 amino acids. Lineage: Eukaryota; Metazoa; Chordata; Aves; Rheiformes; Rheidae. Gene Ontology annotation, cellular component: spindle midzone; spindle pole; intercellular bridge. Gene Ontology annotation, biological process: visual perception; negative regulation of caveolin-mediated endocytosis; lipoprotein transport. The transcript is spliced from 5 exons.